UCAGAUCCGAUGCACGGCCCGCAGCGUUUGGAGGUUGUUGACAUUCAAUCCAAACAGAUGACGGUUCGAUGGGAACCGUUCGGAUACAACGUGACGCGCUGCCACAGCUACAACGUGACCGCACAGUACCACUACAGACCAGCAGGGACCGCCAGCAGGGAGCGGGUGAAGGAGGAGGUGAGGGAGGAGGUGGUGUACGACACUGUGAGCAGCGUGCCGCAGCACACGGUGCGUAACCUUCCACCUUUCACCAACGUAAGCCUGAGACUCGUCCUCAGUAACCCAGAGGGACGCAAGGAGAGCGACGAGCUGCUGGUGCUGACAGACGAGGACGUCCCUGGAGCGGUUCCUGUGGACUCGAUUCUCGGCAGCAGUUACGAGCAGCAGAUCAGUCUGAGCUGGAGAGAACCGCUGCAGACGUACGGCCUCAUCCGACAGUACGAGAUCUCUUACAAAGCUCUGAGCUCCUUCGACACAGAGUUCGAUCUGUCCAAUCAGAGCGGCAAGGUGUUCAAACCGACCAAUGAGACAAGCCACGUGUUCAUGGGCCUCUACCCAGGCUCCACCUACUCCUUCACAAUAAGAGCCUCCACUGUGAAAGGCUUCGGACCUCCAGUGAUCACACAGUUUACCACCAAGAUCUCAGCUCCUCUGAUGCCAGCGUACGACCAGGAGUCACCUCUGAACCAAACCGACUCCACCGUCACCAUCCUGCUGCGACCAGCUCAGAGCCGAGGAGCACCAGUCAGUAAGUACCAGGUGGUGGUGGAGGAGGAGCGCCCCCGCAGGCAAAGAAGAGGUACUGCAGAAAUCCUGCGUUGUUACCCGGUGCCCAUUCACUUCCAGAAUGCGACCCUGCUCAACUCGCAGUAUUACUUCAGCGCUGAGCUGCCGAUGGGCGAGCUGAGGGCCGCCCUACCCUUCUGUGUCGGUGACAACAGGACGUACAGUGGUUACUGGAACGCUCCUCUGCUGCCUCAUAAGAGUUAUGGGAUCUACUAUCAGGCCGUCAGCACUGCUAAUGGGAGCACAAGCUGUGAGUGGGACAGAGAGAGAGUGGGGGAGGACAGUGCAGAAAUAGCCACAGGUCAGAACUGA
This is a messenger RNA of Paralichthys olivaceus (Japanese flounder), 1098 nucleotides long. NCBI's taxonomy places the organism in Eukaryota, Metazoa, Chordata, Actinopteri, Pleuronectiformes, Paralichthyidae. The record is from RefSeq and is a predicted model, not a curated record.